Molecule: messenger RNA, 4391 nt
Organism: Fukomys damarensis (Damara mole-rat)
Lineage: Eukaryota; Metazoa; Chordata; Mammalia; Rodentia; Bathyergidae
Gene: Agtpbp1
Product: ATP/GTP binding protein 1
Exons: 26
Coding region: 90-3638 (1182 amino acids)
Biological process (GO): protein side chain deglutamylation; proteolysis; C-terminal protein deglutamylation
Molecular function (GO): zinc ion binding; metallocarboxypeptidase activity
Source: RefSeq, a predicted model, not a curated record
ACACCUUGGAGAUGGCUUACACUGCAUUAACUUUGUCCACAUUAUUACAUUAAGAUUAUCCGCAUCAUGGUGAAAUGAAGUAAUGCAAGAUGAGCAAGUUAAAAGUGAUAUCAGAGAAAAGUGUUACCAAUAAUUCUCGGAUUGCGGGACUUUUGGCUCAGCUGGAGAAGAUCAACACUGAAUCUGUGGAAUCAGAUACUGCUAGACAUGUUACAUCAAAAAUUCUUCAUCUGGUUCAAAGCCAAGAAAAAACAAGGAGAGAAAUGACUGCUAAAGGUUCUGCGGCAGUGGAUGUUCUGCUGUCAACAUUAGAGAACGUGAAAGAUCUUCAAACUACACUAAAUAUUUUAAGCAUUCUUGUUGAGCUGGUAUCAGCUGGUGGAGGCCGAAGAGCAAGUUUCUUAGUUGCCAAAGGUGGUUCACAGAUUUUGUUACAAUUACUUGUGAAUGCCUGCAAAGAAUCUCCCCCACAUGAAGAGUUGAUGGUGCAAGUUCAUUCUGUUCUUGCUAAGAUUGGACCAAAAGAUAAAAAAUUUGGAGUGAAAGCUAGAAUUAAUGGGGCUCUGAACAUAACCCUGAAUUUGGUAAAACAGAAUUUGCAGAAUCAUCGCUUGGUUCUACCUUGUCUUCAGCUUUUACGAGUGUAUUCUGCCAACUCUGUGAAUUCAGUAACCUUAGGGAAAAAUGGAGUUGUGGAACUGAUGUUUAAAAUCGUUGGACCAUUUAGUAAGAAGAAUUCAGGUCUUAUGAAGGUUGCUUUAGACACUCUUGCUGCAUUGCUAAAAUCAAAAACAAAUGCCAGGAGAGCUGUAGACAGAGGAUAUGUCCAAGUGCUUUUAACAAUUUAUGUAGAUUGGCACCGCCAUGAUAAUCGACAUAGAAACAUGCUUAUUCGGAAAGGAAUUUUGCAGAGCUUAAAAAGUGUUACAAACAUCAAGUUGGGAAGAAAAGCCUUUAUCAAUGCCAAUGGGAUGAAGAUUCUGUAUAACACUUCACAAGAGUGUUUGGCAGUCCGGACUCUUGAUCCUCUUGUGAAUACCUCCAGUCUGAUAAUGAGGAAGUGUUUCCCCAAGAAUCGCCUGCCACUUCCAACAAUUAAAAGUUCUUUCCAUUUCCAGUUACCAGUUAUGCCUGUGAGUGGACCUGUGGCCCAGCUUUACAGUUUACCCCCUGAAGUGGAUGACGUAGUAGAUGAAAGUGAUGACAACGAUGAUAUUGAUUUAGAACCUGAAAAUGAAAUUGAAAAUGAAGACGACCUAGAUCAGAGUUUCAAGAAUGAUGAUAUUGAAACAGAUAUUAACAAAUUAAAACCACAGCAAGUACCAGGACGAACAAUAGAUGAACUAAAAAUGUAUGAACACCUCUUCCCUGAGCUUGUUGAUGAUUUUCAGGACUACGAUUUAAUCUCCAAAGAACCGAAGCCUUUUGCAUUUGACGGGAAAGUACGUGGCCCUAUUGUUGUUCCCACAGCUGGAGAGGAAGCAGCUGGGAACGUGGGCAGUGUAAGAAAAGGAGCUGUUCUGAAGGAGAAAGUGUCCCCGAAGACCGAGGAAGGCCAGAGGAAGACUGCUGCUGUGGGUGUAGCCAGAGGAGAUGUUAAAGCUGACAGAGCGUCACCACAACAGUCCGACGACCGGAGCAGAGCCGUUCCCUCUGCCUCUGCUUUCCACAGUGAUAUCGUGAAGGCCUUGGACAGAAUCACGCUGCAGAGUAUUCCCACACAGACAGCCCCAGGCUUGACUGUGGAGAUGAAGAAGGACUGUGGUCUCCCGCUCACUGUGCUUACGUGCACCAAAGCAUGUCCUCACAUGGCAGCUUGUGGGAAUGCUCUCUUUGAGGGCCGGACAGUUCAGCUGGGGAAUCUCUGCUGUACUGGAGUUGAAAUAGAAGACGAUGAAGACACUGAGUCUAAUUCAUCAGUUGAGCAAGCAUCAGUUGAAGUACCUGAUGCACCAACGCUUCAUGACCCAGACCUCUACAUUGAACUUGUGAAGAACACCAAGUCUGUCCCGGAAUAUUCGGAGGUGGCCUAUCCUGAUUAUUUUGGUCACAUUCAGCCUCCAUUCAAAGAGCCUAUCUUGGAAAGGCCCUAUGGUGUACAAAGGACAAAAAUUGCCCAAGACAUUGAGAGACUAAUCCAUCAGAGUGACAUCAUAGAUCGGGUGGUAUAUGACUUAGAUAACCCAAAUUACACCAUUCCAGAAGAAGGAGAUAUUUUGAAGUUUAACUCCAAAUUUGAGUCUGGGAAUCUGCGCAAAGUAAUUCAGAUUAGAAAAAAUGAAUAUGAUCUUAUUCUUAACUCUGAUAUAAACACCAAUCAUUAUCAUCAGUGGUUUUACUUUGAGGUCAGUGGAAUGCGGCUGGGUGUGGCUUACAGGUUUAACAUCAUUAACUGCGAAAAGUCCAACAGUCAGUUUAAUUAUGGUAUGCAGCCACUCAUGUACUCAGUUCAGGAGGCAUUAAAUGCCAGACCGUGGUGGAUCCGUGUGGGGACUGACAUCUGUUACUAUAAAAAUCACUUCUCCAGAAGUUCAGUUGCUGCAGGUGGGCAAAAGGGAAAAUCUUACUAUACCAUUACGUUCACUGUCAAUUUCCCACACAAAGAUGAUGUUUGCUACUUCGCUUAUCACUAUCCGUACACAUACUCAACUUUACAGAUGCAUCUUCAAAAAUUGGAAUCAGCACACAAUCCUCAGCAAAUCUAUUUUCGAAAGGAUGUGUUAUGUGAAACCCUGUCUGGAAACAGCUGUCCCUUGGUGACUAUAACAGCAAUGCCAGAAUCUAAUUAUUAUGAACAUAUCUGUCAAUUCAGAAAUCGCCCUUAUGUUUUCUUAUCUGCUCGGGUACAUCCUGGAGAAACCAAUGCAAGUUGGGUUAUGAAAGGAACGCUGGAGUAUCUCAUGAGUAAUAACCCUACUGCUCAGAGCUUACGAGAGUCCUAUAUAUUUAAAAUUGUCCCUAUGCUAAAUCCAGAUGGUGUCAUCAAUGGAAAUCACCGCUGUUCUUUAAGUGGAGAGGAUUUAAACAGACAAUGGCAAAGUCCAAAUCCAGAUUUGCAUCCUACAAUUUACCAUGCAAAAGGGUUGCUCCAAUACCUUGGGGCAGUGAAACGCUUACCUCUGGUUUAUUGUGAUUAUCAUGGCCACUCCCGAAAGAAGAACGUGUUUAUGUACGGCUGCAGUAUCAGGGAGACAGUGUGGCACACCAGCGACAGUGCAGCUCCGUGUGAUGUCAUGGAGGACACGGGGUACAGGACUUUGCCUAAAAUACUGAGCCAUAUUGCCCCAGCAUUUUGUAUGAGCAGCUGUAGCUUCGUAGUAGAAAAAUCUAAAGAGUCCACAGCACGGGUUGUGGUUUGGCGAGAAAUAGGAGUGCAGAGAAGUUACACCAUGGAGAGCACUCUGUGUGGGUGUGAUCAAGGAAAGUACAAGGGGUUGCAGAUUGGUACUCGAGAAUUAGAAGAGAUGGGAGCCAAAUUUUGUAUUGGUCUAUUGCGUUUGAAAAGACUGACAUCCUCACUGGAGUAUAACCUGCCCUCCAGUCUGCUGGACUUUGAAAAUGACUUAAUCGGAUCAGGCUGCAAAGUAACUAGGACACUUGGCAGCUCUGAACUCCAAUUUUUGCCUGCAGCCCUUUGAAAUUGCCGAAAGCUCUGAUGACUUCUCUGCCUCGAGCAGCUGCCUUUGCUUGGCCUUGGUUUGCACUGGAGUUUGCCCCACGCGCCUUUUCUCUUUGCUGACUUUGCUUUGUAUCCUUUCACUAUAAUAAGUCAUAAACCAAAUGCUAUUAUGUAUGUGCUGAUUCUUCCUAGCAAAUCACUGAUCCUGGGCUGGUCUUGGGACCUCUGAUAAACAUGGCCAUUCUGAAUUUCUGUCAACUUUGAUUAUCUCAGAGAUGCUAGUGUUCCGAGAACAAUCAGAGACAGAUGGUACCAUAUUGGACCCUUUUAUGAAUGUGUGUAACUAAGGCUCACAGCGAUGAAUUUUACCACGGGUCAUCUAUCUAGUAAUUCUGGACAGAACCAGGAGUCGGAACCAAAUUGAACUCUACAAUUCCCCUGUUCUUUGAUUAUUUCUUAUAUUCUCCAAGUGUAUAAUCAGAAUUACUAAAAUGUACUGUUUUCAGUUUUGGAAACUCUUGUGCAUUAUUAAGCAUUUAACACUGUCAUGUCUAAGGUAUGUUUUUAGAUCAAUAGUGAAUGUAAUUUGGAGUUUGGUGACUUAUUUACUCUUUCACAGAGACAAUUUGUACUUUUUUCAAGAAAAAUUUCACUAAUUAGAAAAUUUUCAAAGUAGAUAAAUUUUGUGAGACAUUCUGCACAUUAGUUCUUUGUGUGUGUUCGUGUACGCAUGUGUACAUAUAUGUUGUACUAUUGAUAAAAAUUAUUGUAU